AUGGAGUUGCUAUACCUGUUUUGCACAAGCAGUCCCACAAGCACACAUAUAUCCACGCUCAUCCCACUCCCUCACACCCACCCACACCCACACCCCCUACACCCACGCCCCAACACCCACACCCCAACACCCACACCCCAACACCCACACCCCAACACCCACGCCCCAACACCCACGCCCCAACACCCACGCCCCAACACCCACGCCCCAACACCCACGCCCCAACACCCACGCCCCAACACCCACGCCCCAACACCCACACUCCAACACCCACGCCCCAACACCCACGCCCCAACACCCACGCCCCAACACCCACGCCCCAACACCCACUCCCCAAUACCCACGCCCCAACACCCACACCCCAACACCCACACCCCAACACCCACUCCCCAACACCCACACUCCAACACCCACGCCCCAACACCCACACUCCAACACCCACGCCCCAACACCCACGCCCCAACACCCACGCCCCAACACCCACGCCCCGACACCCACACCCCAACACCCACGCCCCAACACCCACACCCCAACACCCACGCCCCAACACCCACGCCCCAGCACCCACACCCCAACACCCACGCCCCAACACCCACGCCCCAACACCCACACCCCAACACCCACGCCCCAACACCCACACCCCAGCACCCCAACACCUCAACACCGCAACUCCCACGCCCCAACACCCACGCCCCAACACCCACGCCCCAACACCCACACCCCAACACCCACACUCCAACACCCCAACACCCCAACUCCCACACCCACAUCAGUUCCCAUUUCUCACAGUGA
This is a messenger RNA of Penaeus indicus, 792 nucleotides long. RefSeq names its product putative proline-rich protein 21. NCBI's taxonomy places the organism in Eukaryota, Metazoa, Arthropoda, Malacostraca, Decapoda, Penaeidae. The transcript has 2 exons. Bases 1 to 792 code for a protein of 263 amino acids. The record is from RefSeq and is a predicted model, not a curated record.